This is a messenger RNA of Pollicipes pollicipes, 2960 nucleotides long. RefSeq names its product plastin-2 fimbrin (gene Fim). NCBI's taxonomy places the organism in Eukaryota, Metazoa, Arthropoda, Thecostraca, Pollicipedomorpha, Pollicipedidae. The record is from RefSeq and is a predicted model, not a curated record. Gene Ontology annotation, biological process: actin filament network formation; actin filament bundle assembly. Gene Ontology annotation, molecular function: actin filament binding; calcium ion binding. Gene Ontology annotation, cellular component: cytoplasm; actin filament; actin filament bundle.
GCGUGACCGGGACAGACGUCUGUGGCGCUCGCCGCCGGGACUGGUGCCGCGCCCCGUCUGCAGCCGACCGCCGGUCCCAGGUGCCGCGCGCGCGCUCCGGCUCAGCCGCCUGUCGCCAUGGAUAUCAUGGAUAUUGAUAGAUGGGACUCGAUGCUGGAAUUCCUGUACGAGUUGCGACAGGAGGAAUGCAUCAGGAAGAUAGACAAGGAUGGCAACGGGUACAUCGACCUGUCGGAGCUGAAGUCGGCGCUCGACCUGGUCGGCUUCAAGAUCCCGCAAUGGCAGGUGCGCCAGAUGAUCGACCAGUACGACCGCAGCCACAAGGACGGCCGCCUGUCCUUCAUCGAGUUCCAGGGGCUCUGCGUCGACCUCAAGUCCAAGGAUGUGGCGACCACCUUCAAGAAGGUGGUGUCGAAGCGCGAGAACCUGGAGACGCUGGGCGGCAUGUCGCACGCCUCGUCGGAGGGCACGACUCACUCGGUGCGGCUGGAGGAGCAGAUCGCCUUCUCCGACUGGAUCAACUCCAACCUGGGCCAUGACCCCGACCUGGCGCACAUCCUGCCCAUCGACCCCGAGGGCAAGACGUUGUACGACAAGGUCCGCGACGGCAUCCUGCUCUGCAAAAUCAUCAACCACUCAUGCCCGGACACGAUCGACGAGCGCGCCAUCAACAAGAAGGGCUUGACAUUGUACACCAAGCACGAGAAUCUGACGCUGGGCCUCUUCUCGGCCCAGUCCAUCGGCUGCAACGUCAUCAACAUCGACGCGCACGACCUGGCCAAGGGCAAGCCGCACCUGGUGCUGGGCCUGCUGUGGCAGAUCAUCCGGAUCGGGCUGUUCAACCAGAUCACGCUGGAGCACUGUCCGGGCCUGGCCAGCCUGCUGCAGGGUGACGAGAAGCUGGAGGAGCUGAUGAAGCUCUCGCCCGAGCAGAUCCUGCUGCGCUGGAUCAACUACCACCUGGAGCGUGCCGGCGUCAACAGGCGGGUCAACAACUUCACCAGCGACAUCAAGGACUCGGAGGCGUACCUGCACCUGCUGAACCAGAUCGCCGACCGCGAUGCCGGCGUCACCAUGGAGGGACUGCACGAGCCCAACUACCUGACUCGGGCCGAGCUUAUGCUGAAGCAGGCCGACAAGCUCGGCUGCCGUGCCUUCGUCUCACCGCAGGACGUGGUCGACGGCAACUACAAGCUCAACUUGGCCUUCGUGGCUAACCUGUUCAACAACCACCCGGGCAUGGACAAGCCGGACAACAUGGACCUGGAGGGUCUGGAGAACAUCGAGGAGACCCGCGAGGAGAAGACGUACCGCAACUGGAUGAACAGCAUGGGCGUGUCGCCGUACGUGAACUGGCUGUACUCCGACCUGGCCGAUGGCCUCAUCAUCUUCCAGCUGUAUGACAUCAUCCAGCCUGGCAUCGUCAACUGGAACCGCGUGCACAAGAAGUUCAGCAAGCUGCGCAAGUUCAUGGAGAAGCUGGAGAACUGCAACUACGCGGUGGAGCUGGGCAAGGAGCUCAAGUUCUCGCUGGUGGGCAUCGCUGGGCAGGACCUGAGUGACGGCAACCAGACGCUGACGCUCGCGCUGAUCUGGCAGCUGAUGCGGGCCUACACGCUGACCGUGCUGACCCAGCUGGCCUCCUCCGAGAAUCCCAUCGUUGACCGGGAGAUCAUCGAGUGGGUCAACGAGAAGCUGAAGGCCGGCGGCAAGCAGUCCCGCGUGAAGAGUUUCCAGGACCCGACCCUGGCCACGGGCUCGGCCAUCAUCGACCUGGUGGACUCGAUCCGUCCAGGCACCAUCAACUACGAGAUGGUGCGGGAGGGUGGCUCGGAGGAGGAGAACCUGGCGAACGCCAAGUACGCGCUCUCCAUGGCACGCAAGAUCGGUUCGCGCAUCUACGCGCUGCCCGAGGACAUCACUGAGGUCAAGCCGAAGAUGGUGAUGACCGUGUUCGCCUGUCUCAUGGCGCGUGACUACAUCCCCAAUGUGGACAGCAAGAAGCAGUAGGUGGCGCGUGGGUGCCGCGGCUGCGCCGGCGCUCUGUCGGGUUGGCCGGCCGGUGCGCAGUGUGCAGAUGAUGCCAAAUCACGUAUUCUUAGGACCGUGUGAGUUAUGUAGCUUCUAUUUGUGAUGAGUUUAUGUUUUGUUUCCGGGAUGAGGGUGGGCGCGGCGGCGACGCGCGGCCGCCGCGCUGCGCGAAAAUGGGCGACCUUUAUUCGAGUCGGGCUCAAAUGGGUGGCGCGGGGUGAGAGAUAGUCGCUUGCCCCGGGCCGGGUGUUGUGAUUUGGAGCGCGUGGCUGAGCGACGAGCGCUGAUGUUGCUAAGCGGCGCGAGGCGUGGUGUGGGCCGCCGUGAGUGCCGCGGGGCCGCCCGCCGCCGCCACGUUUGACUGUUGGACGCGCCGCCGGCGGCGGCGGCGGCCGGCGCACUGUUGUGCGGAGUGGGGCGUGGAUGGGCGAACGGGACCAUAGCGGCCGGGGCGUCCCCCAGGACGGCCGUCCGCCGCCGGCAGACCGCUAACUGGACGAGCGUGUGUACUAACCGCGCGCCGCCGCGCCACUACACUGUAAGGGACCGAUCAAAUCACUGCACGCCGCCAGGUUGUGAUAGACGCGUUGUCUUCUGUUGGCCGACGUCGGGCCGCCGAGCCGCAGCGAGCAUUCCUGCUGGGACCAGGCCCGGCGCCUCGCGCUGACCCGUUUACCAGGGUGGGGUGGGGGGUCGCGGGCCGGCCGCGGCCCGGCCUGGGCCUCGGCGCCGUCGGCUGUCCGGUUGUCGACGUAAUCAAACAUUAACCCAUAAGUGAAUUAUUUUAUCAACUCAUACUUGUCAUUUAUGCUGUCGUUUAUGUUUUGAGUGGUUUUCGCGUGAUUGGCUCCGAUCGUGUUUUGAAUGGUGGCAAUAGGCUGGUGUGAUCACCCGGAGGGUUGGCUUCGAAUACAUUUUACACGAGUUUA